CUUGACCAACUCAUCCAGAUCACAGAUUCACUAGCUGUUCCUUGUACAUAGACGCUGCACACAAUAAUGCACACGACUCAUCCAUUUGAAGAACACCAGCAAAUACGUCGUCCACUGGGAUUCACAUCUUUCCCUUUUGGGAAUCCCCUCUUUCCCCACAAACGGCGCACCACGUUUUCCUCCCUCUCAUUCACUAGAACAAGAAGAGCGUGGUUGCAGUAGAGUACCGAGCUUGUCAUUUCUGUCAUCGUGCAGUCAGCAGGUGGAGGAGUUGCUCAGUUGACAGGGAGAGUCCAAGGAAGAGGAGCGGGAGGAGAGAGGGGAGACAAGGCAAGGCAGAGGAGGGCAGAGGGAGGCCUGAAAGCUUAGGCCACACCGAUUUGCCGCUAAGACCCGAGCCCACCACGAUCCGACUGAAUUACAGGCUGAAGGAGACCAGGUUCGCCCUUGAUACCCUUCAGUGUGUAUUGACAACCACACCAAAACAACACCUCCGAUCUCUCACAACCUCAUCCACGAUUUUUCCGUCUGAUCUAUUGUCGCUUGCGACAGUCCAGCUGUCAUUCCUCAGACAUCCACUUCCCACAUUGUCCGAUCUAGCCUUCCCGCACUUGUAUCCACAUCCCACAUCCUGUCGCGACCUCGCCAGCGACCACUCCCACUCCCUCCCACACCCGCGCCCAAUCCUUGCGGCCUUGUGGCAACCGAUUCGCACUUCUUCCAAGAUACGAUACCUCAACUCUGAUCACCAUCUUCAAGAACUCCAACUCCCGCGACGGCAAGACCUCAUUCCCUACCCGUUCUGGAUGGUUGCGCAUUCCGGAGGGCACCACCAUCAUCGACGCGACGACCGAUCUGAACAUUGCGCAUCGCACUGCACUGAGCCCCCCCUCCCUCGAUCCCCACAACUAUCAUCAUCUGCCUCGAGGCACCGACCACGAAACNCUGAACAUUGCGCAUCGCACUGCACUGAGCCCCCCCUCCCUCGAUCCCCACAACUAUCAUCAUCUGCCUCGAGGCACCGACCACGAAACCCCUACUUCGAGUCUGAGCACGUCAAGAAGCUGAACGGUCAGUCAUGGCCAACCACUCGCACUCUCAUGACUUUGCAGGACCGUCCUCCUCGCAGCAGCCAUUCUCGUCCCCCCAUCCGCAAGCGAUUCAAGCGACCUCCCCUCCUACAAAGCAAAACCUAAAGUCAUGGUGGGCCGGCUUCCGAAAAGAGGCAAAGAAAGUAGAGCCGCAGGGUAAUUACAAUUCAAGCCCCACUGUCCCUCCUGGCGAUGCGUUUACGCGCGAAAACUCCCCAUUCCUCUCACAGUCCCCUCGUACGCACCACGGCCAAUUUAGAGAGGGGAGCCUUGAUGAAGAGCGCUCGACCUCCAAGAGCUUCGUGACUGUUCAUCAUAGUGCUGGAGCUUUUGCGCAAAACGAGUCUGAGGAAGCUCUGAUUGCGCCAGCAGCGCCGCAUCAAAUGAUCACCCCGAGCAAAGUGCGAGGCAACACCUCCGUCAUCACUCCCACUGCCACUAGACAUGAUGAGAAGAACCCUCAUUUGGCUAGUGCCCAUCCCGUUCAAGAGAGCAGUGCAACCAGUGAUGCACCCAAGGGGACUGCAAUGCCGAAACACAAAGCUCGUCGUGUAUCAGGUCUCAUGGCUACUCUGAAGAAAUCAAAUAUGUGGGCGUCCAAAGCAAGAAAAAUUAAUGCUAACUCAGGACUAGAAACACAGAGCCCAGGCAUUUUCGGUGUACCUCUGCGCCAGAGCAUCACCUACGCGAACGUAGCCAUCUCACUUGUUGACGCCGAAGGAAAGAGCUACAUUUAUGGUUAUGUCCCAAUUGUAGUAGCGAAAUGUGGAGUGUACUUGAAAGAAAAAGGUAUAUGUCGCGCGUCAAGUGAAAAGAGCCGCGCUAACUGGCCUCAGCAACUAAUGUCGAGGGAAUUUUCCGACUGAGCGGAUCUGAAAAGCGCAUCAAGGAACUCAAGACCAUUUUCGAUUCCCCUGAGCGUUAUGGAAAGGGAUUGGACUGGGCUGGAUAUACGGUUCAUGAUGCGGCAAAUGUGUUGCGAAGAUAUUUGAACUUGCUUCCUGAGCCUAUUGUACCAUUGGAUCUCUAUGAUCGAUUUCGAGCACCACUCCGAGGCCACACGAUGCAAGCCGUAGGCGACACGGAAGGACCCCAGUUGUCGGAUGGAUUUGAUAUUGGUCAAGCUAUUACCAUAUAUCAGCAGCUGAUCACCGAGCUCCCUCCUCUCAACCGUCAGCUUUUGCUUUAUAUCCUCGAUUUGCUCGCCGUUUUCGCUUCCAAGUCCGACGAGAAUCGAAUGAACUCACAAAAUCUCGCAGCCAUCUUUCAACCAGGCAUGCUCUCACACCCCUCUCACGACAUGGCGCCGAGUGAGUAUCGUCUCAGUCAAGACGUACUAAUCUUCUUGAUUGAAAACCAAGAUCAUUUCCUCAUUGGGAUGAGAGGUACGGCGGCGGAUGAACAGACGGUUCAAGAGGUCCAGGCGGGCGCAACGCCACCAGGCACACCGCGAAACAAGGUCGCCAGAUCUGCAUCUAAUGCGAGCGCGGGUGCGGACAGCGUUCGAAAGUAUGGAGGCAUUCGUCGCAAUAUGUCCGUUUCGUCCAGACACUCACGACAAUCGAAUAAUGCACCCAGUCCCGCAAGUCCAGCGUUGACUCAUUCAAGUGGUGGUCUCAACAGAAGCAACACGGUGCCCUCGAAGCGAUCUCCAGGACCUGGCGCGGCUCAGUCUCGCUUGCAAAAGAACUCGGGUUCGCCAUCGCCAACCGGACCGUUGUUUACCAACACCAACCACGGAUCGGGACCAUCGGGACCAUCAAUGCCGAUGCCGCCUCGUGGAUUAUCUCCUUCCGCAAACGCCAGCCCAAACCGAAAUGUUUCUCCUUCGUCGGCUAUCACUCCAACUACUCCCAUUGGCAGAUCAAGCCUUGCCCCAUCUUCACACACGGAAUCGGUUGUCACGAGCCAAGAGAGACUGCUUGCGGAUCCCUCCUUGAGCGAGAGACCAGAAGUGGUAACACCGCAGAGAGAGAGAAAUUUAUCAAGUUUGUUCAACAGAUCGCCUACGGUUGAGGGUGAGAAGAAGCAGCCAAAUAAGUUGAAGAAGAAGAUGCCCGUCACUAGCGCCAACCCAAGUGCCCAAAGCUCAACAAACUCUCUUCAUGCUCCACCACACCAACUAACUCACACUGCUUCUCCUUCUAUGCACGCUUCCCAAGGACUCGGAGAUGUUACUGAUCGCCCUGUUUUGGAGACCAUCGUAUCCCAUGGCCCAGCCCCGAUGACUAAUGAUACCACUCCGCCUGCAACGCAAACACCACGCCCUGAAAAUCUAGCUGUCCACCCCCAUUUUAAGCGACCCGAGGAGCACUCCCAUGUAUCCGACAAGACCUUGAAGCCAACUUCGUCUCCUUCAUCUCUUCAUUCCCACUCAUCCUUCAAUGACCUCUAUGAUCAAUCCGAUGCCGACCAUGGUGAUGAAGCAGCAGGUGCCGCAGAGCAACGAGAGAAGCUUUCAAGAUGGAAGAGAUUGUCAAGACAUCGAGAAUCUUCCCAAAACUAUGGUCACACACUUAGCCCCAGAAAAGGGCUCGGUUCAGACGGAGGGGCAGCUGCGAGUACAAGUUCCGUUGGUAGUGCUUCUCGUCCAGCCCGAAAGAGCUUCACCAGCGAGUGGGCACCUGUCGGUUCCGACUCUACCUUUGUAGGCACGCACUCACAACCAAGUAACGAUAGCGGAUCUGCUUCUGGCGCUUGUAACGAAGAGAAGAAGGGACCUCUGCUUUGGAUCAAGAACAAAAUGCGAGAGAAGCGAGAAGAGACUAAGGAGAAAGAGGCAGAGAAGGAGAGAAACAAGAGCCCACCUGCUUCAACUGAAAGACUACACUCGAUGGGAACUCCGAGAGAAAAGAGUAUGGAUCUAAACCGCGAGGAAGCUCCUGAAAAAUUCGCACAAGAACCCCGCCUUCCACAAUCGCCCCCUCAACAAUUUCAACAACCUCGUCAAUCUCGUCAACUUCCACACAUGACCACUCAGCAAAUUCUUGACCCUCCAUACGUUAAGGAACCUGAAGGGUAACGUUCGAAAAGGGGCUUCCACUUGUUGAAAGAAAAUGAAAAUGUUGUGUUGAUAUGGGUGAUAAAAGCUUUGAAUUGUGAAUCUUCUUGUGUUUUUAUGGAGUCUGGCGAAUAAUCGAACGCAUGGAGAAGGAAAGGACGAGUGCGGUUUUACUGGAAAAUGUUUGUGGAUCUGGCUCUGGCUCUUAGGAUUGAGUGCUCUUUUUUUCUCUUUUUCUUUUUUGCUUUUUUGUUUUAUUUUGAUUUUUCGAAGAUCGGAUACCCAGGGAAUGUGUUUUUCUUUUUUCUUUUUCUACUUCUUCUCUAUGAUCAUGGUCUUGACUAAUUAGAUAAAUGGGGCUUUCUUCUCUGUUUAUCUAUUUCAGGAUCAGUGGGAAGUGAGAAGAUUUGGUGUGCAUGUAGGGAUUUCGUGGUAGGAUGGGACAGACAAUGAUUGAAAUGUGAGGAAAGGUGGUGGUUUGUAUGGAUGGCGACAUCGAGAGGCAGAGGAGUAAGACGGGAUGGAGUAGGGGAUAGUGAACAAGAAGCAGAGAGAUGAGAUGCAGAUAAGAUGAGAUGAGAUGAGAUGAGAGAAGAGAAAACCAUUCGUUUGAGUAUAGUAACAGUACAGGAAUAUCAAGGACACUUUGGUUUCACACUGACUUUUAUAUUGAACACUUUACAUUUUUCUUACGAGCUUUCUCAUGUUUAUAUCAAUUAUGUUCAUCCGUUUUCCAUUUUUGGUUGAUGAUUGAGGGUCAAAUGGGU
Hymenoscyphus albidus is the source of this 4859-nucleotide messenger RNA. The record is from the annotation of a GenBank genome assembly. Lineage: Eukaryota; Fungi; Ascomycota; Leotiomycetes; Helotiales; Helotiaceae.